Chrysochloris asiatica (Cape golden mole) is the source of this 1704-nucleotide messenger RNA. It is a transcript of the gene NOX3, whose product is annotated as NADPH oxidase 3. The record is from RefSeq and is a predicted model, not a curated record. The coding region runs from base 1 to 1704 and encodes 567 amino acids. NCBI's taxonomy places the organism in Eukaryota, Metazoa, Chordata, Mammalia, Afrosoricida, Chrysochloridae. Gene Ontology annotation, cellular component: NADPH oxidase complex; plasma membrane. The transcript has 13 exons. Gene Ontology annotation, biological process: defense response; superoxide anion generation. Gene Ontology annotation, molecular function: superoxide-generating NAD(P)H oxidase activity.
AUGGGCUGUUGGAUUUUGAAUGAGAGUCUUUCUAUCAUAUUAGUUCUCUUAUGGCUGGGAGUAAAUUUCUAUCUGUUUAUAGACACAUUCUGUUGGUAUGAAGAGGAGGAUGCAUUUCUGUACACACGAGUUAUGUUGGGUUCAGCACUGGCCUGGGCUCGAGCUUCCGCUGUGUGUCUGAAUUUUAACUGCAUGCUAAUCCUAUUACCAGUCAGUCGAAACUUUAUUUCACUCAUGAGAGGGACACAUACCUGCUGCCGAGGCCUAUGGAGGAGACAAUUAGACAAAAACCUCAAAUUCCACAAACUGGUCGCCUAUGGGAUAACUAUUCAUGCAACUAUCCACAUAGUGGCACACUUGUUCAACCUGGAACAUUACAACUGGAGCCAGUCCCCAGAUGCUAGUGGACUUCCAGCCGCACUGUCCAAACUGGGCAGCACCCCAAAUGAAAGCUACCUCAACCCCAUCCGGACCUUCAACACAAAUAUAACUGCUGAGUUACUGACAACAGUAGCAGGGAUCACUGGACUGGUCCUCUCUCUGGCUUUAAUCUUGAUCCUAACUUCUUCAACUGAGUUCAUCAGACAAGUCUCCUAUGAGUUGUUCUGGUAUACACACCACGUUUUCAUCUUCUUCUUCAUCGGUCUUGCUGUCCAUGGAACAGGCCGGAUCGUUCGAGGCCAAACUCCGGAGAGUCUAACACAGCACAACGCUACAUUCUGCAGGGAUCGUUAUGCAGAAUGGCAGAUGGCUGCCCAGUGCCCCCUGCCUCAAUUUUCUGGCAAGGAACCUUCGACUUGGAAAUGGGUUUUAGGCCCUGUGGUCUUGUAUGCAUGUGAGAGAAUAAUUAGGAUCUGGAGAUUUCAAGAAGAAGUUGUCAUUACCAAGGUGGUAAGUCAUCCCUCUCAAGUCCUGGAGAUUCACAUGAAAAAGCAGCGCUUCAAAAUGGCCCCGGGGCAGUACAUCUUCUUACAGUGCCCGUCAUUAUCUGCAUUAGAGUGGCAUCCCUUUACCCUCACCUCAGCUCCCGAGGAGGACUUCUUCAGUGUGCACAUCCGGGCAGCAGGAGACUGGACCAGAGCUUUAUUUGAGGCCUACGGAGCAGAGGAGAAAGUCCGAAAAGAGCUCUGGCACUUACCAAGGCUAGCGGUGGAUGGGCCAUUCGGAGCCGCCCUCACGGACGUGUUCCACUACCCAGUGAGCGUGUGCAUUGCUGCGGGAAUAGGAGUCACACCCUUCGCUGCUCUUCUGAAAUCCAUCUGGUACCAGUGCUGCAAGCCACAGACCAAGCUGAAGCUGAGCAAGGUGUAUUUCUACUGGAUUUGCCGGGAUGUGAGAGCUUUUGAGUGGUUCGCAGAUCUCUUACUUUCACUGGAGACACAAAUGAGUGAGAGAGGGGAAGUUAACUUCCUGAGUUACCGUAUAUUUCUCACUGGCUGGGAUGAAAAUCAGGCUAUUCACAUAGCUUUACACUGGGAUGAAAAGACCGAUGUGAUUACGGGCUUAAGGCAAAAAACCUCCUAUGGAAGACCCAACUGGAACGAUGAGUUCAGACAGAUAGCCUACAACCACCCCAGCAGUAGCAUUGGUGUGUUCUUCUGUGGACCCAAGGCUCUCUCAAAGACACUUCAAAAGAUGUGCCGCUUGUAUUCAUCAGCUGACCCCAGGGGCGUUCAAUUUUAUUACAACAAAGAAAGCUUCUAG